This is a messenger RNA of Vitrella brassicaformis, 4060 nucleotides long. NCBI's taxonomy places the organism in Eukaryota, Vitrellaceae. The record is from the annotation of a GenBank genome assembly.
AUGACCAAGCAGGAACUUCUCGAGAAGUUCUCAAAGGCCAGGGUACGCAGCACACACAAACACACACACACACAAGCACACACCUUUUCUCCCAGGUCUGUGUGUGUGGUGUGGUCCGUCAGUCGCUGGCAGACGCCCUUCCUGACGACGAGGACGUGAAGAACCUCAAGGAUUCCCAGAUCUGGCGCACCUACGCCUUGGCCAGUGACGUGAGCGGCAGCUGCGUGCUGGGCGAGGGCGUCCUUGCCCGAGUAACGACUACGCCGAGGCGUAAGGUCAAAAAGAUAUGCGGAUGUGUGGAUGUGUGGAUGUGUGUUACAGGGCUGGAUGAGAUAUACCCGUGGCUGUCACCCGUCACCCAGGUACAUGGCACGACCGACUGCAGCAUGCAGGCGCUUCUGCCUCCCCUUCGUGUGCAGUGAGAGAGAGAGGUUCUGACCUGCGCCACCAAUGAGGAGACAGGCCAGCCCAGUGAGGCAGAAUGCCAAGUGGGCAGCCAGAAGGCCCUGGAGGGUGUGUUGCAGCCGGAGGUGAACAAUCGUGUGGAGAGGGUGGGAAAGCGGUCGGUAGCGGUCGGUCGAUGGACAGGCUGCCUUUGAGCUGCCGCCUGAGCGGCUGACUGGAGGUGUGAACAUGUUCUUGGGCGUAUGCGGUCGUGAUGCCGCGGGUCUGGUGCUUCAGGAUGAUGGCGAAGAAUCUGGAUCGGAGGUGGAGGUGGAGCUGGAGGUGCACGCCACGGGGUUUGAAAAUAUAGAUGGCGUAGUUGAGGCUGUCUUCCUACAGCAACCCGGCCGCUGAGCGUGUGUGUGUGUGUGUGUGUGCAGUGGCGAGCACCCUGUUUGAGAUCGUGUUGCGUCGCGUGCGCGAGGAGGUUGUCGAUGGCGACGUGUCAGAGGAAACCAGGAUGCGCCAGAGGGCUAUCGCAAAGGUACGCACCCCCACAUCUACAGCCACACACACACACACACAGCCCCUCCCUCUCCCCACCAUGUGCCAAAACCCAUGAUGGAUGUGCGCGUGUGUAGGAGUUUGGUGUGUGUGUGUCGUCGUGCGGCCAUGUGUCGGGUCACCUGGGUGGCUCGAUGGACGACGAUGACGACCAGGAGGACCCUGACACACGACUCAGAGGUGGGUCAGUCAGAUCGGGCAUGGCACGGUGGUGGACUGUCUGUCUGUCCUCUCUCCUUCGUAUGAGUGCAUUGCUUCCCUCCCUCCCUCCCUCCCUCCCUCCCUCUCUCCCAUUUCUGUACGUACAUCCUUUCUGCAGCAGGUCGCAUGUUGGAGAUGGCCUUCAAACACCUGAGCCAGCUCAUCAACGACGAGGGGCGCCCGGAAGGUGAGGGGCCGGCCGGCCGGGUGUGUGGGGGACGCUCACACGCACCAUGCCUGCCUGCGUCUGGUUUGCCCAGAGUUGCGUUGGGAGGUCCUCGAGAGCUGCGUGCCGGCCGCCCUGAGCCCCUCUGUUCACAAUGGGGAGUGGCACCGCGACCAUCAGGUGAGCUGAGCGAGAGCGACAGACGGCACCAUCCGCCGCCCGUAUGUGUGUGAUCUCUCCCUCCCCUUUUGUCUCUCUGCUUGAGCGUCAGAACGCGGCGCUUGCCCGCGGUGCGGUGGGGGAGAUGAUGGACCUGGCCGCUGACGCCUGUGAUGCCACUGUAGCGAAAGAGGUGAGCUGUGCAUUGCACCACACACACGUGCACACCAGGGUUGUGGGUGGUGUGUGUAACCCAGGUUACACACACCACACUUAGUGUGUGUGUGCAGGACCCUGGCGCGCCCGAGAUGACCCCCGUGUCGCUCAUCGCCCUCCAUGCCCUCAGAAAACUCGAACGUUAGACAACAACAAGUGUGUUGACAGAUUUGUUGAUGCCCUUGUCUUGUCUUGUUUUGUGUUUUGUGUGCGCAGCGGCUGUUGUGUUCCACAUCGUGGGUCCUCUGGUGGCUCAACAAAUCAGCAGUGAGGAUCCCGCAGCCGUCAAGGCCAUACACAUAGAGGUCAGCCAGCCAGUCAGUCGACCAAACUAACAAAAGGGGCUGGACGACCGAGGGAAUACUCAUUCUCUCAUUCUCAUUGCUGUCUGUGUGUCUGUGUGUGCAGAUGGCGGCUGCAUACCUCACACGCGCCGACGACUUCGACAGCAACGACCAAGCGGCCUGUCGCGAUGUACGCUCACACACACAUCACAUCAGACCACACCACAUCACAUCCAGCCUGGCCGCCUUCAGCAGAUGUCCAGCAAGAUCCGUCGAGUGGCCUUUGCUCGCGACCGAGCGGGCGUGUCCACUCGCGCCAAGGCCCUCAUCCACCUCACCUCGUCAAUCGCCAAGCUCCCCCACUACGUACACUCAACACCACACACACACACACACACCAUACCACACACACGUGAGAUCUCUCCCUCUGUCUGUGCUGUGUGUAUGGGUGUGCAGAUGCAGCAGGUCGAGAGCCGCAACCUCUUGGCCGCGUGUGUCAAGGAGGCCGAGGCACUCGCCAUGGACCGCGCUGUGCUGCUGACGUGCAUCAAGGACGUCGUCAUGCGGCUGGGUCCGCGGCCGUCGCCGAUAAACUCGCCGUCAGACGAGCUCGACGGCGGGAAGGAGCUCCGGCAGAGCCUCCCGGGGGUCGUCAGCGAGUGCAUGCGGCACCUGGGCAAACAGAGACCUGUCGGCGACAAGGCCCUGAAGACUCAGGUACACACACACACACACACACAGAGAGAGAGAGAGAGAGAGACGGGUGUAUGGCUGUGCGUGUGUGUGGAAUUGGCAGCACACCGCCGUCGACAUCAUGACCGAGAUCGUCGAGGUCAGCAUACUACCACAGGACAGACAAGUAGUCUCGUGUGGUGUGUGAUGUGCCACACGUGUGUAUGUGUGUGUGUCUUUGUUUGUUUUGUUUGUCAGAAAUGGCCUGCAGCUCUUGGGCGGGAUGGCGUGACGGGCCAGCUCAUCGACUACCUCCUCAACGUAGCACUGGUAACUGCACAGCACACACACACAUCCAUCCAUCCAUCCCAUCGAUCAGUUCAGACGGCUGAGGCUCUCUGUGUGUGUGUGUGUGUCUCAGAGUGUGGGUAUUGACGUGUCCAAGUGGAUGUGCGGGACGCGCCAGCUGUUCGAGAGCGAAAGAAAGAAAGAGACACACACACCGAACGGCGAUUAACUGGCGUCUCUGAUUGUGGCGCCACUCGGGAGCGGAGGUACCUAUCGAAUGUGCCUGAAAGUCCACUCAGCGUCCAUGGCCCUUUGUCUCGCUGUCUGUGACUGUCUUUGUCUUUGUCUUUGUCUUUGUCUUUGUCGUUUAGCGCGGAAGCAGAGGCCCGAGAGGGCGGGGUCGGCCCGGGCGGCUGCCGCAUUCGCCGCUGACGAGGAGGAGGGCGACAACGAGGCGGCGAAUGCGACAGGUGACGAGGACUCCAGCCCAAGCAGCGGGCCGAAGGGAGGGAGACGCCCCAAGCUUCUCAGGAUGCUGGAUGACAUCGACUUCCAGGGUAUGCAUCAAUGCGGGAACGGAUAAGCAUGUCGAGCCUGUCUCUUUAUUGCAUGGUGUGCGAACAGACUACGAUGUUGCUGUGUGGGAUAUCCCGAGAGGUGUUGAUGUACGCUCAAGACACAGACACAAAGAGAGACCAUUUAGAUGGCUGCCAUGUCUCUUGUUUGCAUGUGUGUGUCUCCAGCGGCAAGUCAAGCGUGCGCUCCGAGGUUCUGCAGCCCAAGCCAUUGCCAAGUGGCGAAAAAUCGAUGCGCUUGGCCUGCUGCUCGUCACGGUGAGGGGGGCAGGAGAGGAGAAGAAGAGAGCCGUGAGCCUCCUGCUCCGCCUGAACACCAAAUAUGUCCAGCGUAAGCACCACGUCACAGACAUUCACGGCAACUGAAUGUGGUGAUGCCUCGUGUGUGUGUGUUUCAGAUGAAUGUAACAAAGACGACACCCAAGUUCAAAAAUAACAAACUCGCCGAGCUGUGGGAGGGUAAACUAACACCAAAUUACCUCCCUGCCGGCACCACUGUUGUCUUUGUUGUUUUGUCAAAUGCAGACUAUUACAAUACCAAGAAGGAGUAG